AGAUUUGUAGGUGGGAGGAGUGAAGUUCGCAUUCAAAAUCUUUUUGACUCUACCCGCUCUCCGUAGCGCCUUAGCCCGCUCGAGUUUCAAUGCGCGUUGUUGCUUGACGAAGCUGAGUCUUGUACAUCGCCGGCUGCACUCCUGAUUAUGGCUUCUUCGAGUUCCUUCACCUACUAUUGCCCUCCAUCAUCCUCCCCAGUCUGGUCAGAGCCGCUGUACAGUCUGAGGCCGGAGCACGCGAGGGAGCGGUUGCAGGACGACUCGUUGGAAACAGUCACUUCCAUAGAACAGGCAAAAGUAGAAGAAAAGAUCCAAGAGGUCUUCAGUUCUUACAAGUUCAACCACCUUGUACCACGGCUUAUUUUGCAGAGGGAGAAGCACUUCCAUUAUCUGAAAAGAGGCCUUCGACAGCUGACAGAUGCUUAUGAGUGUCUGGAUGCCAGUCGCCCAUGGCUCUGCUAUUGGAUCCUGCACAGCUUGGAACUGCUAGAUGAACCCACCCCCCAGAUGGUGGCUACAGAUGUGUGCCAGUUCCUGGAGCUGUGUCAAAGCCCAGAAGGUGGCUUUGGAGGGGGCCCUGGUCAGUACCCACACCUUGCACCCACGUAUGCAGCAGUCAAUGCACUGUGCAUCAUUGGCACUGAGGAGGCCUAUGACGUCAUUAACAGAGAGAAGCUUCUUCAGUAUUUGUACUCUCUGAAGCAACCUGAUGGCUCUUUUCUUAUGCAUGUUGGAGGUGAGGUGGAUGUGAGGAGUGCAUACUGUGCGGCCUCAGUAGCCUCGCUGACAAACAUCAUCACCCCAGACCUCUUUGAGGGCACUGCUGAAUGGAUAGCAAGGUGUCAGAAUUGGGAAGGUGGAAUUGGCGGGGUGCCAGGGAUGGAAGCCCAUGGUGGCUACACUUUCUGUGGCCUGGCUGCACUGGUAAUUCUCAAGAAGGAAUGUUACUUAAACCUGAAGAGCUUAUUACAAUGGGUGACGAGUCGGCAGAUGCGAUUUGAAGGUGGAUUUCAGGGCCGCUGCAACAAGCUGGUGGAUGGCUGCUACUCCUUCUGGCAGGCUGGGCUUCUACCCCUGCUCCAUCGAGCCCUGCAUGCCCAAGGUGAUCCCGCCCUCAGUAUGAGCCACUGGAUGUUUCAUCAGCAGGCCCUGCAGGAGUACAUUCUGAUGUGCUGCCAGUGCCCCGCUGGGGGGCUUCUGGAUAAACCUGGCAAGUCACGUGACUUCUACCACACCUGCUACUGCUUGAGCGGUUUGUCCAUAGCCCAGCACUUUGGCAGCGGAGCCAUGCUGCAUGAUGUGGUGCUGGGGGUGCCUGAGAACGCUCUGCAGCCCACUCACCCUGUGUACAACAUUGGACCCGAUAAGGUGAUCCAGGCCACCAUGCACUUUCUGCAAAAGCCAGUCCCCAGCCUCGAGGAGCAGGAGGAUGAGGCAGCAGCAGAGCCUGCCACCGACUAGAGGACAUGGGGUUCCCUGGCUGUGUUCACCCACCGCCCCAGUCAGACCAAGGUCAAUACGAUCCGAUACGUAGUGCAUUCUGUGCAACGCAAGCCUUAGCCACUCUGAGCUGUGGCUCUCUUUUUUUCCUUUCUUGUUAAACAAAACCAUUGGCUCUGGGUUUGGAGAACAUUGUGGCGUGGUUUCUGAAUCCUUUCCACACCUGUCAAACCAAAAAUCUAUCAGCUCGUGUGACAUCUAAAGCCGCCUCUGGCCUGCCCAGGGUUAGGCUGGGGAACAGUGCAUGCUGACAGGAAGCAGCCCCUCCCGCCAGCUCUCCAGCCUGCACAGUCGUAUUGAAAUAAAUGAUGUCUAUGAGUAUUACAGCAGCCAGAGCCACCACUGCGGUUCUUACCCGCACACCACCAUUAAAUUGGCGGGCCAGGUGCCUGCCCAGGGACUGAAAAUACGAGUUCUCCAGAAAAAAACACUGAUGGAACUCCACUAGGAGAUACUCAAGUCUCCCUGCAUUUCUUCGAUACCUCUCACCUCCCACCCUGGUCAUCUGGAGCUGGGGGAGAAAGUGCUGUGUGAACUUGGAGUCCUUCCUCAGCCGGAGAACAGAGCCCUGCAGUCUCUCCAAGGCCGCAAGUGGUGCUUCAGCCCCAGGUGUGGUGACUUAGACCUGGGAAACCAAUUAUGAGUGGAAAAGGAACCUCUACUUCAACUCUGUGGAGGAGGAAGCAGCCCCCUCACGCACCCCAUCAUGUGCCCUGAAAACCCCUCUGGUGUCCUCAAGGCAGCACCUGUAGCCCAGGACUGUCCUGUUUAUUUCCAUCUGUCUUCCACCAGAUUGCCAGGCCACCCUCCUUGAAGACAGUGUUAUCUUUUCUCACCUAAAGUAUUAACACUACUAAAUCUCUCACCUUAAUUUCUGACUCAGGAUUUUUUCACGUUCUGCCCACUAUUGGCUCGCAGAAGUAAAAUCCAGUGCUAAAUAAGCCGGCUGCUGCAAGGCAAGUUGCCUUGUAGACCUGCUGGUGGGAGUGAGUGCCUCUGCUGCCCGCCCACACUGAGCCCCUUGGUGAGUGGGCUGUCGAAUUGGGUCGUCUGUUCACUGUUGCGUCACAGUGAACUCCAUGUCACCGGCGUUCACGUGAGCAGCCACGGGCUGCAGGCAAACUGGAGCGUGGAGAUGCAGCAUGAGGCUCUUCUCAAAACUCUGGCCAUUGCUGCCUCUUAUUCCCUGUUGCUUUGGCAUACUGGGCUAUGUCUCACCUCCUUGAAUUAAUAAAAGAAUGACAUUUUCUACAA
This is a messenger RNA of Loxodonta africana (African savanna elephant), 2754 nucleotides long. RefSeq names its product farnesyltransferase, CAAX box, subunit beta (gene FNTB). Gene Ontology annotation, biological process: protein farnesylation. Gene Ontology annotation, molecular function: protein farnesyltransferase activity. Lineage: Eukaryota; Metazoa; Chordata; Mammalia; Proboscidea; Elephantidae. The transcript has 12 exons. The record is from RefSeq and is a predicted model, not a curated record. Gene Ontology annotation, cellular component: protein farnesyltransferase complex. The coding region runs from base 148 to 1461 and encodes 437 amino acids.